Eurytemora carolleeae is the source of this 686-nucleotide messenger RNA. Its product is annotated as LHFPL tetraspan subfamily member 2 protein. The annotation marks the transcript as partial. Gene Ontology annotation, cellular component: membrane. The record is from RefSeq and is a predicted model, not a curated record. The transcript is spliced from 4 exons. NCBI's taxonomy places the organism in Eukaryota, Metazoa, Arthropoda, Copepoda, Calanoida, Temoridae.
UUAUUAAUUUGUUUAAAUUAUUCUUUCCAGAGUUAAUCUACAUAAAGAUGUGCACAAUAAUAGUAACAAUACGAUCUGUGCUGUGGGCAGUAAUGACCAUAGUCGGUACAUUAAUGAUUUUAGUUGCUCUGUUCACCAAUAGAUGGCUCCAGGGGAGAGAAACUGGACGAAUUACUAGUGUAGGUCAGGCGAUGGAUUCCUUCAUGAAUAUCGCCAACAACGUGGAGAACGUGAUAAAGGACGGCGAGGGAGGGCUGGGUAGUGUACUAGACAAGAAUAUUGGUAUUUUCCUAGACUGCAAGGAGAUAGCAGGACAACAGGUUUUUGCUGGAGAGUGUAUUCCUGACCUUGACAAACUUUUCUCCGAUAAAGGACUGUUCUCGGAGAACGACCAGGACUAUCCUCACGCCUGGAAAGCUGGGAUCGGAUGUUUCAUCAUAGGUCUGGGAAUCAUGGUGUUGACGGUGAUGUUGUCCUUGCUGACCCCCUGCUGCAGGAGCUGUCUCUGCUGCUCCGUCUUCACUGUCUGCGGUUCAUUUCAAUCCUUCGCAGCAAUCCUUUUUACACUCGGCCUUCUCUCAUUCCCAGCAGGAUGGGGAUCCGAGCGUGUUGUACAGGCUUGUGGAAACUCUGAGCCCUUUAUCAUUGGACAUUGUCAGAUUGGAGGAGCCUUCUGGAUGGCUGUG